AUGGAGCUCCAUACAAUUAGCCAUGCAAAUAAGAGGCGAAAAAUAUCAGCAGCAGCUCUUGUAGUAGUGGUGAUGAUGGGUAUCAUGAUGAUGGCCCAAUUAUUGUCGGCUGAAAGGUUAAAGAGUGAGAAGAAUUGGUUGGAAAUUGCUAGAAUGACAGCAUCUUCAUCAUCCAACCUCCGAAGAAGUAAUAUGAUGACAGCAUCUUCAGUAUCCAUUUCGGGUUUGGAUGGAGGAAGAAGAAAAAUUACAUUGGAUGACGUCAAGACUCUCAAGAGAGAUGGAUUUUUAAAUUUGGAUGCUUUCAAGAGUAAUCCUUUUGUUGCUGUUGAUAAUUCUUGGUUGCAUGAUUUGAAUCAUAUGAUUAAUAGAAAGGAUCAACAACAACAUGUUAUUGUUACAUUGAAGAAGGAUGGAAAGUUGAAUAGCAAUAUUCUUUCUACAAUGAUUGGCCAACAAUCAUUCACUGCCAAUGUUGACAUGACACAAUUGGAAAGCUUAUUGAUGGAUGACAAUGUGGAAAAGGUUGAAUAUUUUGACCCAAUUUACAAGUUUGUCGUUUCUCAAUUUUCUCAAGAAAAUUCAGGCUCCCAACAAUUAGAUCUCGACAUUAAUGGAAAUAUAAAGGAUACUAUGCAACCAACACCAUCUAAAAAGGAAAAGGAUUGGAGACUUACUUUCCAAGAUAAAAAUGGAGAAGAAUUCGUUGUUUUGAGAGUUAUUGCUGAAGAAUUGACCAACGAAAGAGAAUUGAAUGGUUUGGAAAGAGUUUUCAAUAAUAUCAAAUCAUCAUCUAAUGGUGCCAUUUCUACUAUCAAGAGAGCAGGAUCAAAGAAAUUCAUGAUGUCUGUCAAGAAGAGUCAAGCUCUUGCUCUUUCAUAUGAAAUUUCCAAGAUUUCUAACAUCUUUUGGGUUGAACCAGCUCCAAGAAAUGAAGUACACAAUCAUUGGGCUAAGGGUAUCACUCAAAGUGGUUCUCCAUUCGUUGAACCAGUUACUGCUAGAGGAAUUACAGGAAAGGGUCAAAUUGUUACUGUUGGUGACUCUGGUUUAGAUCCAAACUCUUGUUUCUUCUAUGAUCCAGAUCAUGCUUGUCCAUACACUAACGUAACCACCAAUCUCAAAGUAAGCAACCACAGAAAGAUUGCCUCUUACUGGUCUGCUAUUGAUGAUGUUUCUGAAGACGAUGCUCACGGCACACACGUCAGUGGUACAGUUGUCUCUCAAUCCAUUGUAGGUUCACUCAGUGAACAUGAUGGUAUUGCACCUGAUGCAAAGGUUGCCUUUACUGAUGUUGGUUGUUCUGAUCCAAAAGGUUGUACAUGCAAGGGUACUCCUAAGGGAUGUCCUUGCGAUUUGAUGGGUGGUGUCUGUAGUCCAAAUGAAAAUGCCAUCUAUCCACCUAAUUCCAUGUCUGAAGACUACUUCCCAUAUGCCUAUAAUUUAGGAAGUAGAGUUCACACAAACAGUUGGGGAGAAUCAUCUGGAGUUUUGGGAUAUAGUAGUGAUUCAGCAGAUAUUGACAAAUUUAUUUGGGAACAUAAGGACUUUUUAAUCUUGUUCUCAGCUGGUAAUAGUGGAAGUGCUUCAGGUUAUUCUUCUGUUUCCACACAAGCUGACUCUAAGAACGUUAUUGCUGUUGGUGCCUCAAUGAAUCCAGUCUCAAAUUUCAAAUAUAUUACAGAUAAUAUUUUGGAUAUGGAAUACUAUACUACCAGAUAUGCUCAACAACUCAUGAACAUGUAUGGUUGUCCACCUGUUAACGUCACCUCUUCAGAUAGUUGUGAUCAAAUUUCAUCAUCAGUUCUCAAAGUGUGCAACUUUUUGAGAAAUUUCAAGACUGAAGCCGAUUGUUGCAGUACUGAAGGUGAAUAUUGUUCUGGAACUGGAUGUGGAUGUAACUUUUUUGGACUUGGAAGUCAAUGUUGUAGAAAGUGUAGAUCUGCCAAAUAUGAUUCAAACUUGUCUAAAAUGAUUUACAAUUCUGAAAAUAUUGCCUACUUUAGUAGUAGAGGACCAGCUUCUGAUGGUAGAAUUAAGCCAGAUAUUGUUGCUCCUGGCUAUUUUAUUCUUAGUGCUCGUUCACACAAUACUCUCUCACCAAUGACUUGUGCUGAAUCUAGUACAUCUGUUGCCAAGUCUGUUACUCAAAUGGGAGGUACAUCAAUGUCAUGUCCGUUAACCGCUGCUAAUGCUUUACUUGUUAGACAAUACUAUGUCGAAGGAUGGCAUUCAACAGGAAAGAAUGACAGUUCAAAGGGAUUUGCUCCAUCAGCUGCUCUUAUGAAGGCCACUUUAAUCAACUCUGGUGUUCCAUUGCUUGGUUAUUUGGACUUCUCUGGAACUUACAUUCCAAUUCAUGACACAAGUAAGGACCCAUUCUUCAACCUUCAAAGCAAAUACAUCGAAGGUUUUGGUAGAGUUCAAUUGGAUCGUGUAUUGAUGUUUGAUAAUAGUACUAGAAAAUUAUUAGUCGGAAGAAAGGACAAUAUUAAGACUAGCUCCAAGAUUACUACAGAGUUUGGAGAUCCAGUCAUUUCCUCAACAGAAGAUUCCCAUACUUAUUGUGUUGCUCCAAAGAGUUCUGGUAAGAUGAAUGAUGUCAAGAUUACUCUUGUUUGGACAGAUUAUCCAAGUAAUCCUGCCAGAUCCAAGCACCUGAUCAACAAUUUGGAUCUUGGUGUUAAGGUCAAUCAAGAUAUUUACUUUGGUAAUGCUGAAGAAAAGAAUACUUUCGAAAGAGAUAAUACCAACAAUGUUGAACAAGUUAUCAUUUCAAACACUGAUUCCAGAAUUGUUAUCAAUGUUGCUGCUUCCUACAUUUUCAAGGCACAAAGUUAUGCAUUGGUUAUUACUGGUGAAAAUGUUAAAUUUGACGAAUGUACAUCAAGCGAUUACUUUGAAUACUCUGCCACAGCCAAGAGCUUCUCGAGCAGUCUUGGAACUGGUAUCAAAAUCUUUGGAUUUGAUCUUGCCUUGGUUAUGGUAUUCAUUGUUUUGGUUCUCCUCAUUAUUGCUGUUGCAGCCAUCGCAACUUGUGUCUUUUCAUUCUUUGUUUGGAAGAAACAAAGUCAACCUCAACAAUUCGCACGAUUGGAAGAUGAAAACACUCGUGAAUUGUAAUCUUUAAACUAUUUAUUAAAUUCAAAACAAACUUAUUUAU
Naegleria gruberi is the source of this 3163-nucleotide messenger RNA. RefSeq names its product member of the abc stransporter B protein family. The record is from RefSeq and is a predicted model, not a curated record. The transcript has 3 exons. Gene Ontology annotation, biological process: proteolysis. Lineage: Eukaryota; Heterolobosea; Eutetramitea; Acrasida; Naegleriidae. Gene Ontology annotation, molecular function: serine-type endopeptidase activity. The coding region runs from base 1 to 3123 and encodes 1040 amino acids.